Messenger RNA from Zeugodacus cucurbitae (melon fly), 4968 nucleotides. It is a transcript of the gene crp, whose product is annotated as helix-loop-helix protein 11. The record is from RefSeq and is a predicted model, not a curated record. The coding region runs from base 521 to 2233 and encodes 570 amino acids. Lineage: Eukaryota; Metazoa; Arthropoda; Insecta; Diptera; Tephritidae. The transcript has 3 exons. Gene Ontology annotation, biological process: regulation of transcription by RNA polymerase II. Gene Ontology annotation, cellular component: nucleus. Gene Ontology annotation, molecular function: DNA-binding transcription factor activity, RNA polymerase II-specific; RNA polymerase II cis-regulatory region sequence-specific DNA binding; protein dimerization activity.
CAGUUUGCAGGUCGCAGCAGUUCGCAUUUCGCAGUCCGCAGUCCGGUAAAGUCAGGAAAAGACGACAAACGUCAGUGACGGAAUAUUUGUACGUGUAAUUGCGCGCUUUAGAUUUGACGUUUUAUUUAUUGCAAAUUGCAAUUUAAUUCCAAUUCGUGAAUUUAUAAAUACCCAUUGAUUCAAUUCAAUUAACUAACAACAGAUAAAAGUGCUUAGUGAAGUGCUAUCGACUUGGAAGUUGAAGUUGGCAUUGCGUGAGUGGUGUGAGAAAAGGCGCCGAAAAGUGUCGUCUAACCAGACAAUUUCAAUUGCAAAUAUAUACAUAAAUACAUAUACAAAAGAUAUUUGUGAAGAUUUCAAACACGUGUCUACAUAUUUGCGAAAUUACAGUUUUUGCAAAAGGUGUGUUUGUGCGUGCCGAUAAAUAAGUUAUAUCAAAAUAAAAAAAAGGUGGAAAAGUGAAAAAGAGACAUCGUUGUAGCAGUUCGCACAAAAAUUUCAAACAUUUCGUUCCACAAAAAUGUCUGUACCCGUUGCAAUCAAGACAGAGGAAGUCAUUUUGGAGAGCACCGAAUACAACAGCGCAGAGGAAUUGGACGAGGAACUACAAUUACAAUUAGAAGAUUCCGGAGGUGAAUACAUUCAGUACCAGGAGCAUCCGCCGCAGCGUCAGCGGCACUCUAGUUCCGGAAUGAAUGCGAGCAAUGCAACAACAAAGGGCAGUGGUGGCAUCACAGCAAACAGCAACCUUACCAAUAACGGCGGCAAUAAAAAUCUUCUGGAGAGUGAGAAGCGUAUGCGGCGCGAAAUCGCCAACAGCAACGAAAGACGACGAAUGCAGAGUAUCAAUGCCGGUUUUCAGAAUUUACGUUCGCUCCUACCACGCCACGAAGGCGACAAGUUGAGUAAGGCUGCGAUCUUACAACAAACCUCCCAAUACAUAUACGAACUGGAAAACCAAAAGACACAACUUUUGAACCAAAAUAGUCAAUUGAAGAGACAGCUUGGUUUACAUGAGUCGAAUACGUCGGGAGGGUCAGCUGGCGCUGCUGGGGAAGUCUCCACCCCGGGCAGUGGAGAAACAUUGAAUAGUGGCAAUGUAGCGAUAAAGAAACGCAAACUCACUGAUAACAUAAUCAACCUUCAGACGAUAAGUGACUCCUCCGAUGAAGGUCUUGGUUCAAUGUCACCAGAACCGACUACUCUCUUGAAUGCGGGUGGCGGUAAUGUCAACGCGAAAAGUCAAGUGAUUAUUGCACAUAAUAUUGCCACCUCCAAAGAAUUAAGCGAAAUGAAAAAGCAGCUGGAAAAAGAACGUCGAAUGCGCACCAUGCUGGAGGAAGAACUGCAAAUGAUAAAGCGACAGUUAUAUUCAGUGGCCACAGCACCUGCAGCUUCUACAUCCACAUACAUUCCACGGGAAGUGAUCGAGCACACAGACAAUUUGGUGCGCGAGUCGAUUGAGGAAUUGCCAUCGGGAGCUGUGUCGUACGUUGAAAUUGACGAAAUGACCGGUCAACGGCAGGUUGUUGUUUGUUCGAGUAUUGAAGAGCUGGAGAGCGAGGCUGCAGCGGCAGCAGCAGAAAUUAUCACUGAAGACAAUGUACAGGAAGAGGUUAUCCUUUCAUCCACAUCGUCCACCGAAUCUGAACAAGAAGUGAAUGCAAUCGCCAAGGCUUACGCUGAGGGUUCAUCUCCGUCAGCGGCUGUCCUGCAGCCAAUACUUCAGGCUGCCAUCAAGGCAACUCCAAAAGUGGAAGUGGAACGUAUACAGGAAAUAAUUAAAGUAAAAACAGAGAAAAUCGAUCAACCAAGUGGUUUAACGCGUUCGCGACAAAAUCUGGAAACUAUUGUCGAGGCGAUAAGGCACCUAGAAGGCGAUCAUCUCUUUGCUGACGGCAGUGAGCAAAAGUUGCAACAGCAUCAGCAAAAUCAAAGAGCACAGGAAGCCCCUCUAGCGCUAACAACAAAAGUUCAAAGAGCCACAUUGGCAGAAUUGAGUCCAUACCUACAAAUUAAAGGCAGCAAGCAAGUAACUAUUGUGCAGCAACCAAAUCAACAGAAGGACAGUAGUGGUGGAAGUAUCAUGCCCACCGCCAUUUACAAAGUGCAAACGACAGCGGCGGGAGCGAGUAAUAUAGGUACAGGCCAAGGUGCUCAACAGGUAACAAUCACAACGACGGCACUAAAGCAGGUCCGGCCAGGUGUCAUUGUUGCCAAGCAGCUGUCUUGAUUGCAUUCAACUGCAAAAGCGUCUAAGAUCGCAAAUAAAAAAACUACUGAUAUAGGAGUGAAUGAAAGUUCGGCUAACGCGUCACCAGAGGCAGGAGAAUUAGCAGUGUCCAAUGCAGUAGCAACUGAUUGUUUCCUGGGGAAAAAUGUAUUCAAAGAAAAAAGGUCACAAUUGGGAUCGUCGGUGAAGGUUGCAACCAAUCUAGUCACCAGACUGGUGGGCCUGAGCGUUAGACGUAAACUAGCUAAUCAAAGGUCGAAAAUCGUUUCAAAUGAAAAUAUGACCAACCCUUUUAAAAUAAAUGUAACAGUCGAUAAAAAAUUCGCCAGCAACAAAGAUAUCCAUAAUACUGCUAAGAUAAUUUCACAACCAUCAAAACCGGAAUCUUUAGAAAAAUGUACAAAGACUGCUCAUAAUACCAAAUUCGCCAUUGCAUCAACAAAGGCUACCAAUAAACUAUCCACUAUUGAUGUUUUGCCAACAGCUGGUCCCGCGGCAAAAUCUGUGAAAUGUAUUCGCUAUUUAACCUCUUCAAAUGGGAACUCUGCUGCUGUCAAUGUAAAAGCAACUGCAACUACUCCUACAUUAAUUACAAAUGCUACUACUACUACUACUUUAAAUAUAAAAUAGUAAUAAACAUAAUAAUUGUAACAAUAAGUUUAGUUCUUGUAAUAUUUAACAUACUUAAGUUAAUGAAACGUCAGCAAGGUCGAAAAUCUUAUUGUUAAAAUGCUAAAAACCACAUAAAAUCAUAAAAAUAUACUAUACGAGUAAAUGCAAAUGCAAGAAUAAAUACCUACCCGAAAUCUAGCAAAGAUACAGGGAAUAAACGAAAUUGAUUAGUCGUUCGUGCGAAACGUUUUAUUAGUCAAUAAACCACACACACAUAUACCAUAUAAUUGAAGGAUAUAUAAAUACUUAUAAGUAUAUGUAUAUAACUACAUACAUACAUAUAUAGUACUAUUCGAACGAAAAGCAAAAUAUUAGUUUAUUGUGUAUGGAAUUUAAACCAAACUUAAUUAUAUUUCGCUUAGCUAUGUAUAGUCCCGAAUUGCGAAUGAAUUCCUAAUCACAUUCAAACCCAACUUCACCAUGAAUGCCGUAACCGUAAAUUCAUUCUGAAACUUUGACGUACCAAUUGCAACAUUUCUACGCUUAGAGUUAGUAUACGCCAUUUCAUGCAUUCAUAAUAUUUAAUUUUAUUUCAAACAAAAAAUAAAAUAAAAUCUGUCUGCCAGAUUUUAAAUGUAGCUUAUACAAAUAGACUUUCUUCAUACGUUCACAUGUAUAUAUACAUACAUAUAUUUGUUUUAAGUGAAUUGAUCAGCAAAUUUAAGACUAUUAUAAUUGAAGGUUGUUUUGCGGAAGUUAAACUAAGUUUAACCUCAUAUUAUGAUAGCCUUAUUAGAAAUUUGUUAGAUGACUUAUAAUUUUGAAAACUUAUUUAGCGAAAAAAUGAAAUCACAAAAUAUGACUUAGGAAAAAUUGUAUUUAGAUAAAUUGUUACAUAAAUAUUUCAAAGAUUUAUAAACUUGUGUGAAAUCUAAGAGGGUAUGUGAGCAAUGAGAACCGAUUGCAAGAUUUAGCAAGCACAUAGUAAUGUAUAAUGCCUAAAUUUCUAGGUUGGCUUCAGUCUUACAUAUCAAUGCUCUAAAUUUUUCUUCAAGUGUAUUAUCUGGAAUUUUCUUGAUUUUUUAUGCAGAAGCAUAUAACAAUGAGCAUUGUAUAUGAGAAAUUAUGGAAAUAAAAAUCAAAUAUUCAUUCCGAUUUAAAAAAAAAAUUAAACACGUCGUUGCGCUGCGGCGAAAACUUUAGAAAGUCUCUUUGUGUGAACUACAAACCACUGGCUAUUACAUCCUUUAAAACUACAGACUAACUCUAUCCUCUUUGACUAUAUGCGUACUAUAUCUUACAUUACAAAAGCAAUAUACAAAUAAUCACUAACAAAAAAAUAAUAUCAAAGUACAAAGAAAUAGAUACAUACAUACGUAUAUACAAUAAAUUGCAUUUGCAUUCACGAUAUGUUAAAUAUAAAUUUUUAUUCCAAAAUCCAUUCAUUUAAAUUACAUACAUAUAUUGAAAGUAUAAAGGAUCACUUUGUAAUCCUAUAGUGGGCCCACAUAUGAAUAAAUAUGCUAUUAUUUUUAUAAAACAAAAAUUUAUUUUAGUACUAAGCACUCAGUACCAUCGCAUUAGUUAAGUUACCGCAUGUGUGUAUCCGCUCCAGACUAAUACCUGGCAUAUGAAGUUUACAAAUAUUUUUUGUAAAUCUCUUAAAAAAGAAAAUUUCGUCGAUAAUGGUAAUGCUUUUAGUGUUUAUUAGUUACCCUAGACUGCAUCCAUGCUUCACUUGUCUCGGUUUAAACAUUCAAAAUGUUCUUUAAAACAAUCCAUUAUCAAAAAAAUACAAAAUAAUAACUAAUAUAAAUAUAUUAGACCUUGCGAAGUGUGAAAGGUUAUGUGGAGAGAAGAGUUAUAUAUGCCUUUAAAUUUAAGUUAAUUGGUUUUCGUUUAUCUUUAUGUUUUGUUGACUGUUUGUAUAAAAAUAACUAUCAAAAUUUAUAAACAAAUUAAAAAAAUAUUUGUAUGAAUAUAUAUAACUUCGUAUAAAAAACAGUAUAUACAUACAUACAUAUUAUAUAGGGGUUAUGUAAGAUUUAUGUGUAUAAUUUUAUGCUAAUUUUUUAGCUUGAAGCGAAAGUAUGAAAAAUAAAUGAAUUAUUUUAUUUUCUUCA